Frankliniella occidentalis (western flower thrips) is the source of this 764-nucleotide messenger RNA. Its product is annotated as actin-binding Rho-activating protein. Gene Ontology annotation, molecular function: actin binding. Gene Ontology annotation, biological process: positive regulation of Rho protein signal transduction. NCBI's taxonomy places the organism in Eukaryota, Metazoa, Arthropoda, Insecta, Thysanoptera, Thripidae. The record is from RefSeq and is a predicted model, not a curated record.
GCGGCGGACCUCCGUUUCGCAGCCAAGCUGUCGGAGAAGGUGUCGCUCUUCAACCAGCAGGCGGACCGGCACAUCAAGAAGCAGGAGCUCAACCCCUUCAGCGCAGCCAACAGCCGGUCCGGCAGCCGGUCGCCGCGGCCGACCUUCAGCAAGGACGAGUACGGCAAGCCUCCUCCUGGCUCCGAGUCGGAGUACAGGGCCAUCAAGGGGAGGAUCUCCAUGAACAAGGACAUCCUCGAGCUGUGCGAGAUCCUCAACCAGGAGGGCGAGCUGCAGAUCGUGGAUGGGACGCCGGUCAAAGUCAUGUGCUUCCGGGACGUGUUUCAGAUGUACACUGUGAUCAACGACAAGGUGGUGGGGCUGUUGCUGCGGGCGAGGAAGCAGGGACUGGUUGACUUCGAAGGCGAGACUCUAUUCCAGAGAAGGGACGACCACGUCUUGAUUGGACUCAUAAAGCCAAUCGAGGAGAUCAGAGAAAUAUUCCGGAAGCGAUUCGAGGACUUUAAAGAGGAAGAGAGGCGGAACAAGGAGGCGGCAGCAUCACAUGUGCUCCAGGUGCCGAACUACUGAGAGGGGAGUAUCAAGAUCUGGGGCCCAGUCAGCUUCAGAAUUCUUUUUACGGAAAUGUGUACAUAAGUCAUACCAUCGCACUUGUUAAUUGCGUAAAAGGCAAUUAAAGCAAGGGCAACAUUUUUUUUAAAGAAAGGGGGGAGGGGACACCUUUUUACAGUAGGCAUAUUUUUGCCUGAGAAGUAGAUGAUCUC